This is a messenger RNA of Spathaspora passalidarum NRRL Y-27907, 462 nucleotides long. RefSeq lists its product as uncharacterized. The record is from RefSeq and is a predicted model, not a curated record. The coding region runs from base 1 to 462 and encodes 153 amino acids. The transcript has a single exon. Lineage: Eukaryota; Fungi; Ascomycota; Pichiomycetes; Serinales; Debaryomycetaceae.
AUGGCCAACCCACAGGAAGAAGUUUACAAACAAUAUUUGAAUUAUGAUUGGGACUCAUUCGAUGAGUUCCAACAGGGGUUAUCUGAAAUCUUGGAUAACCAUUUAGAAACUUUGAAAGAACAAGACCCAAGCAUAACUAGUAUACCUGCCUUGGACAAGCAGCAAUUAACCAAUCAAGCCAAGGUGUUCUUUUUCUGUAACAAGACAGGAGAAAUUUUAAAUUUGGAAGAUUAUGAAGAUUGGAAGUUACAUAAUGGAGAUAAAUACAUCAAGAGCAAACAAGUGGAGGAGGUACAAGAAGACAGUAGUGCGCCAUAUACUUCCAAUUAUCAAAAUGUGGUGGAAUUGAUCAUGUCAGGAAAACCAGUUCCUGGAAUUAAACAAAUUCCUGAUACGGUGUUAUCCGGACAAGGAUCAACUGCUAGUCAAUCACAAAGAGCCAAGCCAUGGGAGAAAAACUAA